This is a messenger RNA of Galeopterus variegatus (Sunda flying lemur), 4521 nucleotides long. RefSeq names its product protein phosphatase 1, regulatory subunit 10 (gene PPP1R10). The coding region runs from base 547 to 3366 and encodes 939 amino acids. Gene Ontology annotation, cellular component: nucleus. Lineage: Eukaryota; Metazoa; Chordata; Mammalia; Dermoptera; Cynocephalidae. The record is from RefSeq and is a predicted model, not a curated record. Gene Ontology annotation, molecular function: metal ion binding. The transcript is spliced from 20 exons.
UGGGGUUCGUUUAGAGGUUUGAAUUUUCUCGGAGAAAGACAGGCCGGCCACGAGGAAAACAAACAAGCCGCAGCAACAUCUAAGCCCUUGAAAGGAUCCUGAGAGAGGGGGGAAAGGGAAAACAGCAGCCACCAGCCCAACCACUUGUGUCUUCUGCCCCUUCCCACCUAUCUUGCCCACCCCACCAGCCCACGCUGCCUGGGACUUGAAAUCUGUGGCCGAAGGACCGUCACCACAUAACUUCAAAAACAAUCAACCACCCUCCCUUCCCAAACCCACCCAAAUUCACUCACCAUCGUUUACUUUUUUGAAUCCACUCAGAAUUUUUUUCUACGAACCCCCCUCCCUUAAAUGGAGUUGGGUGGGGGGCAAAUGAAUACUGAGUUGGCCUUCAUUUUUUAAGAGACUUUUUAAUCCAAUGAGGCCCCCCAAAUAAUUGAGUUUUGGGUCCUGGUUGGUGGUUUUAUUUUUUUCUCCAAAAUUUGACCCCCUCCCCCCUGAGCCCGAGGUGCUGACGUCGCAAAAAAAUUGGAUAAAACCACGAUCAUGGGUUCAGGUCCCAUAGACCCCAAAGAGCUUCUCAAGGGCCUGGAUAGCUUCCUUAACCGAGAUGGGGAAGUGAAGAGUGUGGAUGGGAUUUCUAAGAUCUUCAGUCUGAUGAAGGAAGCACGAAAGAUGGUGAGUCGAUGUACUUACUUGAACAUUCUCCUGCAGACCCGUUCACCAGAAAUAUUGGUCAAGUUUAUUGACGUUGGUGGCUACAAGCUUCUUAACAAUUGGCUGACGUAUUCGAAGACAACCAACAACAUUCCCCUCCUCCAGCAAAUUCUACUGACCCUGCAGCACCUACCACUUACUGUGGACCAUCUCAAGCAGAACAACACAGCUAAAUUGGUGAAGCAACUGAGCAAGUCAAGUGAGGAUGAAGAGCUCCGAAAAUUGGCUUCAGUUCUUGUCAGUGACUGGAUGGCUGUCAUCCGCUCCCAGAGCAGUACCCAGCCUGCUGAGAAAGAUAAGAAGAAACGUAAAGAAGAGGGAAAGAGUCGAACCACCCCUCCUGAGCGACCUUUGACUGAGGUGAAGGCUGAGACCCGGGCUGAGGAGGCCCCAGAGAAGAAGAAGGAGAAGCCCAAAUCUCUUCGAACCACAGCACCCAGUCACGCCAAGUUCCGUUCCACUGGACUAGAGCUGGAGACACCGUCUUUGGUGCCUGUGAAGAAGAAUGCCAGCACAGUGGUGGUUUCUGACAAAUACAACCUUAAACCCAUCCCCCUCAAGCGUCAGAGCCCCUCAGCUGCUUCAGGAGAUGCUGUCCCUGCUGCAGAGAAGAAAUACAAGCCACUCAACACAACGCCCAAUGCCACCAAAGAGAUCAAAGUGAAGAUCAUCCCACCACAGCCUAUGGAGGGUCUGGGCUUUCUGGAUGCUCUCAAUUCAGCCCCUGUUCCAGGAAUCAAAAUUAAGAAGAAGAAGAAGGUGUUGUCACCUACAGCUGCCAAGCCAAGCCCCUUUGAAGGGAAGACGAGCACAGAACCAAGUACAGCCAAACCUUCUUCUCCAGAACCAGCGCCUCCUUCUGAAGCUAUGGACAUAGACCGUCCAGGCACCCCUGUUCCCCCUGUUGAAGUCCCAGAGCUCAUGGAUACAGCCUCUUUGGAGCCAGGAGCUCUGGAUGCAAAGCCAGUGGACAGUCCUGGAGAUCCUAGCCAGCUGACCCGGAAAGGCAGGAAGAAGAAAACUGUGACGUGGCCCGAGGAGGGCAAACUGAGAGAAUAUUUCUAUUUCGAACUGGAUGAAACUGAACGAGUAAAUGUGAAUAAGAUCAAGGACUUUGGUGAGGCUGCGAAGCGGGAGAUACUGUCAGACCGACAUGCAUUUGAGACAGCCCGGCGUCUGAGCCAUGACAACAUGGAGGAGAAAGUGCCCUGGGUGUGCCCCCGGCCCCUUGUUCUGCCCUCACCUCUUGUCACCCCUGGAAGCAACAGCCAGGAGCGAUACAUCCAGGCUGAUCGGGAGAAAGGAAUCCUUCAGGAGCUCUUCCUGAACAAGGAGAGUCCUCAUGAGCCUGAUCCUGAGCCCUAUGAACCCAUACCCCCUAAACUCAUCCCCCUAGAUGAGGAGUGUUCCAUGGAUGAGACCCCAUAUGUUGAGACACUGGAGCCUGGGGUGGCAGGUGGCUCACCUGAUGGGGCAGGUGGCUCCAAGUUGCCUCCUGUUCUGGCCAAUCUUAUGGGAAGCAUGGGUGCUGGGAAAAGCCCCCAAGGCCCUGGAGGAGGAGGCAUCAAUGUGCAGGAGAUCCUCACCUCUAUCAUGGGUAGCCCAAACAGUCAUCCUCCAGAGGAACUGCUGAAACAGCCAGACUAUUCAGACAAGAUCAAGCAGAUGCUGGUGCCACAUGGACUCCUAGGCCCUGGGCCAAUAGCCAAUGGUUUCCCACCAGGAGGCCCUGGGGGCCCCAAGGGCAUGCAGCAUUUCCCCCCUGGACCUGGGGGGCCUAUGCCAGGUCCCCAUGGAGGUCCUAGUGGGCCAGUGGGUCCACGUCUCCUGGGUCCCCCACCCCCUCCCCGGGGGGGUGAUCCCUUUUGGGAUGGCCCAGGUGACCCCAUGCGGGGUGGCCCAAUGCGGGGGGGUCCAGGACCUGGUCCUGGACCAUACCACAGAGGCCGAGGUGGCCGAGGAGGAAAUGAACCUCCUCCUCCUCCUCCUCCUCCAUUCCGAGGGGCCAGAGGAGGUCGUUCUGGAGGAGGACCCCCAAAUGGACGAGGGGGCCCUGGUGGAGGCAUGGUUGGAGGUGGUGGGCAUCGUCCCCAUGAAGGCCCUGGUGGAGGCAUGGGCAGUGGCAGUGGACAUCGUCCCCAUGAAGGCCCUGGCAGUGGCAUGGGCAGUGGCAGUGGACAUCGUCCCCACGAAGGCCCUGGCAGUGGCAUGGGCAGUGGACAUCGCCCCCAUGAAGGCCCUGGCGGUGGCAUGGGUGGUGCCAGUGGACAUCGCCCCCAUGAAGGUCCUGGUGGUGGCAUGGGCAGUGGACAUCGUCCCCACGAAGGCCCUGGCGGAAGCAUGGGUGGAAGUAGUGGACAUCGCCCCCAUGAAGGCCCUGGACAUGGGGGGCCCCAUGGCCACCGGCCUCAUGAUGUCCCUGGUCACCGAGGCCAUGAUCAUCGAGGGCCACCUCCUCAUGAGCACCGUGGUCAUGAUGGCCCUGGCCACGGGGGAGGGGGCCACCGAGGGCAUGAUGGAGGCCACAGCCAUGGAGGAGAUAUGUCAAACCGCCCUGUCUGCCGACACUUCAUGAUGAAGGGCAACUGCCGCUAUGAGAACAACUGUGCCUUCUACCACCCGGGUGUCAAUGGGCCCCCCCUGCCCUAGGGACCACCUGCCUGCCCCCCCCACACCCCCCACCAUGGACUGCAGCCUUGCUCCUUUGCCCUGUUAUGGCUUCUGUGAGGCCCAUUUUUCCCUUUUCCCAGCUGAUGAGGAGCCGGCACCUUCAGAUCCCACCUGCUUGGGUUCCUGGGGGUUUUCUGAUCACUGGUGCGCAUUGAUGUACAUAUUUUCCUCCAGUCUGGGGAGGAGAGAAACUGGACACAUUCUGUACCCUGGACUGCUUGAAGAGGAGACCCAGUUGGCUUCACUUUUUGAGGAGAUUCACCCUGUAUCCCAAACCCCUUUCCAGUAUUACCCUAAAGUAUGAGAACCAAAAGCUGGUUAUCCUGGAGAACACCUCUACUCUCCUAUUGUGGGUCCUCCACAAGCACACAGAACUGACAUGGGAUCAGCUGCACUUAGGAAAUCAUCCCAGCCAAGUUCAUUAUUCCUCAUGGGGUGGGGAGGUGGUUUAAGGGGUAUUGUAUAUCCCACUGCACUGAGAGGGCUCAAUCAGGCUGGAUUUGAGUUCUGGAACACACAUCAUCCCCACUCCUCCCUCAACACGGAUUCUACAUUCUGAGUCCUUUCUCAAGUAAGACUUUGAAGCCUUCUAUUAACACCCAAGUCUGCACCAUGGGUCUGCUAGGUCCAAUGAUGGCAAAUUCACAUCUGCGUCCAUUGAAAGUUUUAGCUGGUACAGGUGAGGCCAGUGGUGGUGGUCCACUUUUGCCUACAGCCAUUCUGGAGACUUACUAAGUACGGUUCAGUGAGACCAGCUUUUCAACAAUUUAAGCCCAGCAUGCUGGGCCUGACAGUCACACUACAUGCACUGCCUUUGGGAGUUAGCUUGCUCCUUGUCCCCACUUGGAACCUUGUCAGUGUGAGGUUUCCAGCAAACUUGCCCCAUCAGCCACCACUGAAUCCCCAACAGGUACCUUCCUGGGUGGAUUCAGCCAGAUGAUUUUGCCCUUUCCCAGUCCUCUCCUUCAUCUGUCCCGGCAUCAGUUGUUUUCUGUGAAAACAGUGGAUUGGUUGGGUUUUGUGCAGGGUCUUGGGUUAGAGCCACAAUGAAUUUGAGGAUGAGAUUUUCUUUUUCUUUUGGUUUUGUAUAUUUUGUACAUUAAUAAACAGUGCAAAGAGAAGCAGCUUAUUUAA